GCAGUCUGAGAGCACGGCUGGGGUUUGCAGGCUGCACAGCGCAACACCUUCCAGCAACAAGCCAAAAGCAGCAAGGCAGGGAGGGAAAUUGUUUAAUCAGGCAGCCUUGUCUGUGCAAAUACCACACCGGCACCGGCACCAGCUAGCAGCUACCCCGCCGCUCUCAGAACAACUCCAUGGCAGACCGAAACAAGAGCGGAAGGGGGUGACCGAAACAUUUAAACAGAGAGUAUAAACACAAGGAGACCCCCCCCCCUCCCCCCCUCCUGUACUGUCUCCCUUUUAAGCGCUCUAGCACAAGGGUUCACAGAGUGAUGUUCUGGUUGGCUUCAGAAUUCCUGGUUUGGUUUCUACAGCUCGCAGAACCGAAAAACAAUUAUUGAUCUGCCAUAAUAAAAAUAAAUUAAAUUAAAUAAAAAAUUAAAAGUAACGCGGAAGGGUCAAUGUUAAAAUAUCUACAUGUAGUCGGGUCUGUCUGUUGGUGUUGCUGCUGCUGCUGCAGCUUCUAGCGACUGUCAAAACAAAUACUGAGGGUAGAAGUGUCUUCUUUCACCAAAAAGCAAGAAGAAGAAGAAGAAGAAGAAGAAGAAGAAGAAGAAGAAGAAGAAGAAAACCCGAAUGAUUUUCUGACUUGAGAACUGGAGCGCGGAGUAGCGGCUGGGAAGGCGAUGCUUCCCUUCAGCACCAUCUCAUCAUCUUGUGCUGAAUAGCACAGCGAAGCUGCGAAAUAUUUCCAAUUGCUGCUGUGACUUCUUUGAAAGAAAGGGAUACAGCAAAAUACAGAAACGGGACUUUCCUUUUCUUAACUGGUAACUGUGGUACAUUUGUUUUGCUCGAAUUUAUUUAUUUAUUUAUUUAUUUUGGAUUAUUGUUAUUUUUUUCUAUACAGAAGCUCCAGGCUGUCGCUGCCUUGCUCUGAUUACCGGCUACACGACAACAGGAAAGGAAGCCAUCACCACGGCUUGUUGGUAUAUUGUUUUUGAUAACCUCCGAGGGCUUUAGCUUUUAAUUCAGUUAUUAUUCUUUUUUUGUACGUUUUUUCUCUAUCCUCACCGAUGUGUCAUUUGGGUUCGUCUUCUCCCCUGUGUACCGCAGCGUUAGUUUUUUAAUGGCUGAAACUUGUCCGCGACAUGCCUAAGAGACGAGAUGGGCCAGGGCGACGACAGCGAUCGCAUUGUGAUAAACGUGGGAGGUACUAGGCACCAGACUUACCGCAGCACUCUGCGCACCUUGCCGGACACCCGGUUAGCCUGGCUAGCGGAACCCGAUGCCCACAGCCACUUCGACUACGACCCCAGGUUCGACGAGUUUUUUUUUGACCGCCACCCGGGCGUCUUUGCGCACAUCCUCAACUAUUACCGGACCGGCAAGUUGCACUGCCCUGCGGACGUGUGCGGGCCCCUGUACGAGGAAGAGCUGGCGUUUUGGGGUAUCGACGAGACCGACGUGGAACCAUGUUGCUGGAUGACCUACCGCCAACACAGAGACGCCGAGGAAGCCCUGGAUAGCUUCGGAGGUGGUCCCCCCGAUCAGGACGAUGAUGGGACCGACGGAGAUGCCACGGGGGAUUCGGGAGACGGCCAGGAUGAGCUGGAGAUGACUAAAAGACUGGCACUGGGGGACUCCCCCGAUGCCAAAUCUAGGGGUUUGUGGCGGCGCUGGCAAAAGCGCAUGUGGGCACUCUUUGAAGAUCCUUAUUCAUCGAAAUAUGCCAGGUGGGUGGCUUUUGCCUCCCUGUUCUUCAUCCUGGUGUCCAUCUCGACAUUCUGCCUGGAAACCCAUGAGGCCUUCAACCCCAUCAUCAACCGGACAGAGGAGGUGUUCAUGAACAACGUGACCAAGGAGCACAUCUACCAGGAGACCGAGACGGUGGCCUUCCUGACCUACAUCGAGGGUGUCUGCGUGGUCUGGUUCACCUUCGAGUUCCUCAUGCGCAUCACCUUCUGCCCAGACAAAGUGGAGUUCAUUCGCAACUCGCUCAACAUCAUUGACUUCGUGGCCAUCCUGCCUUUCUACCUGGAGGUGGGGCUGAGCGGCCUGUCUUCCAAAGCAGCCAAGGACGUGCUGGGCUUCCUGAGGGUGGUCCGUUUCGUGAGGAUCCUGAGGAUCUUCAAGCUGACCCGCCACUUUGUGGGGCUGAGGGUCCUGGGCCACACGCUGAGGGCCAGCACCAACGAGUUCCUGCUUCUGAUCAUCUUCCUGGCGCUGGGGGUCCUCAUCUUCGCCACCAUGAUCUACUACGCCGAGCGCAUCGGUGCUAAUCCCAACGACCCAAGAGCCAGUCAACACACACACUUCAAAAACAUCCCCAUCGGGUUCUGGUGGGCCGUGGUGACCAUGACCACCCUGGGCUACGGAGACAUGUACCCUCAGACCUGGUCUGGCAUGCUGGUGGGCGCGCUCUGCGCUCUCUCUGGGGUGCUGACCAUCGCCAUGCCUGUGCCGGUCAUAGUCAACAAUUUCGGAAUGUACUACUCCUUGGCAAUGGCUAAGCAGAAGCUACCAAAGAAAAAAAACAGACAUAUCCCCCGGCCCCCACAGCUGGGCUCUCCCAAUUACUGUAAGUUGGGCGUGAACUCGCCUCACCACAGCACACAGAGCGACACCUGCCCCCUGGCCCAGGAAGAGAUUUUAGAAAUAAACAGAGCAGAUUCCAAAGGGAAUGGCGAGGCAGCUAAGGCAGCGUUGGCUAACGAAGACUGUCCCCAUAUAGACCAGGCCAUAUCCCCUGAGGAAGGCCAGCUCUUUACAACCGGGGAGCUGAAAUACCCAUCUGAGGGAAGAGUAAGGAAGGGUAUGUAAAAGAUGAGGCCACAGCCGUACUGUACCUCCACUGCAGACAAGCUCUCCGACCUCCUGGUGGUACCAAGGUGACGAGCAAUCAAUUGUAGACCAUGAUCAACCAGCCCGCUGCCCAAAAGAACCACAACAACCCCUCCCCAGCUCCACCCCAAAUCCCCUUCCACUGUUCCCACACUGGAUACAGAAACACAAUGCACUUCCACACACAGGCAUAUCUACUGUAAAGAUCUGCAUUCUGGUUUGACGUUUGACACAGGGCAUCGCAAUCUCUUGCGGGUAAUAGACAACCCAGUCUUGUUUGCAUUGUUUAAUGCUUUCUGUCUCUUGCAACACAAAGCGAAAAAAGAAAUAUUUUUUUUAGAAAUCAAAAAUUCUAUUUAAAAAAAAAAAAAAAAUGACUUUAGGAUGAUGUUUUCCCCCAUCCCUCCCUCCAAAAAUAUAUAUAUAUAUU
Molecule: messenger RNA, 3253 nt
Organism: Polyodon spathula (Mississippi paddlefish)
Lineage: Eukaryota; Metazoa; Chordata; Actinopteri; Acipenseriformes; Polyodontidae
Product: potassium voltage-gated channel subfamily C member 1
Exons: 3
Coding region: 1147-2802 (551 amino acids)
Biological process (GO): protein homooligomerization; potassium ion transmembrane transport
Cellular component (GO): axon; dendrite membrane; neuronal cell body membrane
Molecular function (GO): protein binding; delayed rectifier potassium channel activity
Source: RefSeq, a predicted model, not a curated record